This is a messenger RNA of Knipowitschia caucasica, 1650 nucleotides long. NCBI's taxonomy places the organism in Eukaryota, Metazoa, Chordata, Actinopteri, Gobiiformes, Gobiidae. The record is from the annotation of a GenBank genome assembly.
AUGCAGCAUGUUUGCGGUAAGGAGCUGGUGGACAGCAGAGUUGUUUCUCUAAGCAAAAUGUCAACCACAACUGAAAAUGGGAUGGGAGGGAGCACAGGAAGAGAAAAAACCUACAAAAAGACCACGUCAUCAGCCUUGAAGGGCGCCAUUCAGUUGGGAAUUGGCUACACAGUGGGGAACCUGACCUCUAAGCCUGACAGAGAUGUCCUUAUGCAAGACUUCUAUGUUGUGGAGAGUGUUUUUCUUCCAAGUGAGGGAAGCAACCUGACCCCAGCCCACCAUUACCCCGAUUUCCGCUUCAAGACUUACGCUCCUCUGGCCUUUCGCUACUUCAGAGAUCUGUUCGGCAUCAAACCAGAUGACUACCUGUACUCCCUUGUGAAUGAACCCCUUAUUGAGCUGACCAACCCUGGCGCCAGCGGGUCCCUCUUCUACUUGACCAGUGAUGACGAAUUCAUCAUCAAAACCGUCCAACACAAAGAGGCCAAGUUUCUGCAGCGAUUAUUGCCAGGAUACUACAUGAACUUGAACCAGAACCCUCGCACGCUGCUGCCAAAGUUUUAUGGCCUUUACUGUAUCCAAUCUGGAGGCAUCAACAUCAGGCUGGUGGUAAUGAACAAUGUCCUGCCACGCUCUGUCAAAAUGCACUACAAGUACGACUUGAAGGGCUCCACGUACAAAAGGAGGGCUUCACGGAAGGAGCGGGAGAAGUCCUGUCCCACCUACAAAGACCUGGACUUUCAGGACAUGCACGAAGAGGGCCUUCACUUCGACACAGAAACCUACAACAACCUGAUGAAGACUCUGCAGAGAGACUGUCGGGUCCUGGAGAGUUUUAAGAUCAUGGACUACAGCCUGCUGCUGGGAGUGCACGUGUUGGACCAUCCCCACAGAGACAGCACUGAGCCGGGGCAGGCGGGCGGUGACAGCAGGAGGCCGCAGGGUCAGCGGGUGCUCUACUCCACUGCACUGGAGUCCAUCCAAGGAGACGGCAAAGCAGCUGAAGUGCUGAGCACAGACGACACGAUGGGAGGCAUUCCUGCUAAAACACACAAAGAGGAAAAGCUGCUCAUCUUCCUGGGAAUAAUUGAUAUUCUUCAGUCGUACAGGUUUAUCAAGAAGCUGGAACACUCGUGGAAAGCCCUGGUGUAUGAUGGUGACACGGUAUCUGUGCAUCGGCCCGGGUUUUAUGCCAGUCGCUUCCUCAAAUUUAUGAGCACCAGGGUGUUCCGGAAGAAUCAACCUCUCCGAUUCUCCCCUUCAAAGAGAACACGCACGUCUAUUCCUGCUCUGAAGUUUUCCUCACAGGAGAUCCUUUCAUCCCAAACAGACGAGCGGAGCGAGGAGGACACGCUAGGAGGGGCCCGCAGUCUGGCUAGUCUAGACGGCCAAGCGGUGUUCGGGUCGUAUCUGCGCCCCAAUUUGGUCCCUGCAACUCCUUCAUCAUUUUACGACGGCUCCUCCAUGGGAACCAUCUCCACCUCUUCCAUCUUUGUCAACGUAGAAAACCAAACAGAUGAAAGAGAUGAUAUUGGGUCCAGCUCCACAUUCACGCUGGAGGACAGCGCCAUCUGCCUGACCUCAGAGCAGAGCACCAUGGACGUGGACAUCGACAGAGAUGAUGGAUCGGUUCUGGAUGUCUACUUGUGA